UGUCAGUCAACCAGUCAGCUGUCAAUUUCUAUUGGAUCGAGUCUUUGUUUUUCUCUUCUCUUGUAUUUUCGAAAAGGAAAAAGGCUGAAUUAGUUAAUUCUGUAAACAUGGUAGACGACUUGAGGAAAUAUUUGAACCAUCUACUUGAAAAGGUAAAUGGACUUCACUGUAUUUUGAUUACUGACCGUGAUGGGGUGCCGCUGGUGAGGUCGGUGACGGAGCGCGCGCCACAGCUUGCCUUGCGACCGAACUUCAUCUCCACCUUCGGCAUGGCGACCGACCAAGCUAGCAAACUGGGACUGGGCCGCAACAAGACUAUCAUAUCAAUGUAUUCGAGUUAUCAGGUGAUACAAAUGAACAAACUGCCUUUAGUAAUAACCUUUAUUGGUAGUGACAACUGCAACACUGGCCAUAUACUAUCCCUCGAGAGCCAAAUAGAACCGUUCCUGAAGGACUUAGCAGCCAUUGUGGCUGAGACACCAUAAACCUAGAAUUUGUUUAUAUUUUUAUAUCUGUUUUUUGUAUGUUUUCAAGAUGUAAAUAAUGCUAGGUUUAAGGAGGAUUCUAGUAUAAAAAUACAUUACAAUAUUGUCUCAUUAAGGCCCGAUUCGACCAAACUUUUAUCCAAGAAUAACUCAAUCACAGAAUAAAUCGUCACUUUUGACAUAUUUCCCAUACUGAAACUGUCAGUGUGCCAGUUAUACCAAGAGUUAUUCUCGGAUAAAAGUUUGGUCGAAUUGGGCCUUAAUCUAUUAAUAGAAAUAACUAAAAUAUUAUUUGGAUCAUAUGCCAAUAUAACACUGAAGUUAAUUGUAAAUUUA
Messenger RNA from Ostrinia furnacalis (Asian corn borer), 821 nucleotides. RefSeq names its product Late endosomal/lysosomal adaptor, MAPK and MTOR activator 3 (gene Lamtor3). Gene Ontology annotation, biological process: positive regulation of TOR signaling; cellular response to amino acid stimulus. Gene Ontology annotation, cellular component: Ragulator complex. Lineage: Eukaryota; Metazoa; Arthropoda; Insecta; Lepidoptera; Crambidae. The transcript is spliced from 3 exons. Bases 108 to 485 code for a protein of 125 amino acids. The record is from RefSeq and is a predicted model, not a curated record.